Molecule: messenger RNA, 1204 nt
Organism: Oryzias latipes (Japanese medaka)
Lineage: Eukaryota; Metazoa; Chordata; Actinopteri; Beloniformes; Adrianichthyidae
Product: ankyrin repeat and SOCS box protein 9
Biological process (GO): intracellular signal transduction; positive regulation of protein catabolic process; protein ubiquitination
Molecular function (GO): protein binding
Source: RefSeq, a predicted model, not a curated record
ACUGACUGAGAUCUGCCCACAAAACAAGACCAAACACAGUCUGCUCUACUCAACAAUCAGGCUCUGGGAAUGAAAAAAACAACAACACGAUGAGCCAUGUCUGCUGGACACAAAGAGACCCAGCGGGCCAGCACUGUGUUUUUCUCCAGCCCUUUGAUGAGUGAUGUGGAAUCCGACUGGUCUCCAGUUCACGCUGCAGCCUUUAACGGACAGCUCCUCACCCUGCAGAGGCUCGUGGCUCAGGGAGUCUGUGUAAACCUGAGCACUUUGGACCGGGUCUCGCCCCUUCAUGGAGCGUGCAUGCAAGGCCACACAGCAUGUGCCGAGCUUCUGCUGGAAAACGGGGCAGAUGUAAACCGCUCGACUGUGGACGGCAGGACAGCCCUCACAGAAGCUUGUGCUCGGGGUCAUGUGACCUGCGUAUCGCUGCUUCUGCAGCGUGGAGCGGCUCCCCUGGGCACCAGCCAACCCAGCUCUCCGAUCCACUUGGCUGCUGCUGCAGGUCGGCCUGAGUGCAUUGAAGCUCUGGUCCUGCACGGUGCAGAUGUGGAUCAGCACAUUGAUGUUGUGGGAACCCCUCUCCAUGCUGCCUGCUCUAAUCUGCAUCUCAGUUCUGUGGAGAAACUUCUUCAACUUGGUGCAAAUGUGAACCAAAGCAGACUUGAUGACUCACCUUUGCACGUUGCUGCUCGCCUGUCCAGCCCGGAGCUGGUGUUUGUCCUGCUGGAUCAUGGGGCAGAUCCCCGCCUCACAAACUCAGAAGGCAAACGGCCGGUAGACCUGGUCCCCCAGAACAGCCCAGCAGGGAGGCUGCUGGAAGCAGCAGGAGGAGUGCCUCUUCUGAAGCAGCUGUGCCGGCUGUGCAUCAGGAGGACUGUGGGGAGGCGGAGGCUGGCUGGGAUUCAUGACCUUCACCUCCCUGCACAGAUACGACAGUAUCUCCUCUACUUAUCAGGCCCCAGGGAAGGUUUAAUGGAGUCAAAUCCUUCAACCUUUUAACAGACAGGUGUGUUACACCCUUUGCCCACUAGGGGGCAAGCUUGUACAGUUUGUUUAUCCCUUGUGUUUAUCCCUUAUGGGGUCGAGAUGACCCGAGCCUUAGAUUGACAUGUUCUCCCUACCAUGACAAAGGUGAAUAAAGGUGAAGGUGAUGUCAUGUACUCCAUGGACACCAAUGAAGAUCACAAAUCAUUGAAGAUAAAAA